This is a messenger RNA of Serpula lacrymans var. lacrymans S7.9, 1098 nucleotides long. RefSeq lists its product as uncharacterized. The transcript has 5 exons. Gene Ontology annotation, molecular function: 3'-5' DNA helicase activity; four-way junction helicase activity. Gene Ontology annotation, biological process: telomere maintenance; double-strand break repair via homologous recombination. The record is from RefSeq and is a predicted model, not a curated record. Lineage: Eukaryota; Fungi; Basidiomycota; Agaricomycetes; Boletales; Serpulaceae. The coding region runs from base 1 to 1098 and encodes 365 amino acids. Gene Ontology annotation, cellular component: nucleoplasm; cytoplasm; nucleus.
AUGUUUACAGUGGUUAUGGGAUGUCCGAGUCUGUACCAUAGCCAGCACGAGAAUGUCAGCAUACAAGUUUGUUAUAUCCCCAACUCCAAAGACUAUUCACCUUUAAAUUUUCUGGCUGCACACCGGCAUCUCAGGAAACUCUUACCUGAGAGUUUACAGGCUCUAGUCAACUUCUUGAAUUCACGACAUUCUGUGCGCACCAAGAAGACUGUCUUGCAAAGAUUUUGUGAAGCAACAACCAGAUUGUUGGUUGUAACAGAGAUUGGUGGGAUGGGUUUGGACAUACCUGACAUUGAAUUGGUAAUCCAGUUUGGAGUGCCCAAAUCCCUCACCAAUUGGAUGCAGAGAGCUGGUUGGGCAGCACGGCUCCAUUCAAUGCAAGAUCGAGCCAUUUUGCUUGUCAAGGCCUCAGUGCUCUGUAAGGUAGGCGUUAGUGUGGUGGUCAAAGAAGAACCUUUGUCAGAUGGAGAGUGUGUAGUUGAAGGAGGGAAAAAAACCGACCUGGAGCUUGAAACACCAGAAGAAGACCUACAGUUCAAGAAAAAAAUUGAGGCAUCCUUGCGUGAAUGGAUCGAAACAAAAGGUUGUCGAAGGCUUGUUGCUAAUAGGCAUUUUGACAACCCACCAGGACAAUCAGCUCCGACAGGUCCUUGCUGCGAUAACUGUGAGAAGAUGCACUCAGAUACACCCCCAUCCUCAUCUCCCAACAGUCCCAUCAGUAUACAUACAGAACUGUCUGAUGACACACCCAGCACAGCUAUCAAUGAAACAGGCAAAAGACCCAUGCACACCAUAACUCAAGAACCUGUGCGACGAAUAUUACAGCACUUGAGCUGUGCCAAGGCUGCACUCCAGCAUUGGCGUGCUCAAGUCCGACGCCGUGACUUCUUAUACCGUUCAUUCACAGGUGAUGUCCUUAUCCCUGACCCCACAUUGACGUCCCUUGCUUCAAACCGCCGGUGGAAAUCACUUGAAGAGAUUUGUGAGGUCCUGCCUGCACCUUGGGCACUUGUGGAUCGAUAUGGGGAGGAAGCUUUGAAGGUGUUAGCUGAUGUAGAUCAUCAGGACAAGGAGCUGCGGGAAGCAGCCAAGAUAUAG